Molecule: messenger RNA, 5502 nt
Organism: Neoarius graeffei (lesser salmon catfish)
Lineage: Eukaryota; Metazoa; Chordata; Actinopteri; Siluriformes; Ariidae
Gene: filip1b
Product: filamin A interacting protein 1b
Exons: 7
Coding region: 84-3623 (1179 amino acids)
Source: RefSeq, a predicted model, not a curated record
AAGUCAGAAGAAGGACUGGGAUUUUUUUUCAGAUUUCUUUUGCUUUUUGUAAGCACUCAUACUUUGGGACCAUUGUUGAAAGAAUGAGGUCCAGGAGCAGUGGGAUGGAGGCUCCUGACAGCGGGCGCCUUCAAGUCAGACAGUCCAGCAAAGGCUACCAAAAAGACAAGGACGAAGGAGACAGCAUCGAGGAUAUGAUGAAGAAAAGUCCUGCCAUGGUGGAGAAGGAAGAGAAAGUAGAGGAUGGGUCUGUACGUGCGACAGUGAAGAGUUCGCAGAAACCUGCAGGAGAAAAGUGCAAGAAGAAAGCAGGACUAAUGCAGCUUUCAAAAGAAGAGCUGCUUCACCUGCUUGGCAUCAUGGAAGGAGAAGUGCAGGCUCGUGAGGACAUUAUUCACAUGCUGAAGUCGGAAAGGACGCGCCCCGAGUCCCUGGAGGCUCAGUAUGGAUCAGCUGUCCCUGUCUCACCUCUGCAGGCCUUACAGAGAGACAAAAUACUGACCUGUAACAGGAGACGUGAGGAUGAUGUUUAUGAGGUCCCCAUGAUGGAGCUGGACCGUUUGGAGGAGAAGCACAGAGAGACGUACAGAAGGAUGCUUGAGCAGCUCCUGCUGGCUGAGAAAUGCCACCGGCGCACAGUUAAUGAGCUGGACUGCGAGAAGCGCAAACACAUCGACUUCAUGAACAAGAGCGAUGACUUCACGAACCUGCUGGAGCAUGAGCGCGAGAGACUAAAGAAACUGUUGGAGCAGGAGAAGGCAUACCAAACCCGUAAAGACAAGGAUCACAGCAGGCGGCUACAAAAAGUAAGAGAAGAGCUAGUGAAGCUGAAGUCCUUCGCUCUGAUGCUGGUGGACGAGAGACAGCUCCACAUCGACCAGAUUGACCAGCAAAGCCAGAAGAUCAUGGACCUUAGCAAUAAGCUGCAAGAGAGAGAGCAGCAUCUGGAAAGUGUCACCAGCAAAUACAAAGAGGACAGUCAGAGAAUUCAGAAGUUGGAAGUGGAGUUAGAGCAUAAAGCUGCUAAGUUCUCACAGGAACAUGAGGAUAUGACAACCAAGCUCUCCAGUCAGGAGUCCCAAAACCGACAGUUACGCACAAAACUGGCUGGUCUGUCUCGGAGAGUUGAGGAGCUGGAGGAAAGUAACAAAUCACUCCAGAAGUCUGAGGAGGAUUUACAAGAGUUAAGGGACAAAAUCAGCAGGGGAGAAUGUGGAAACUCGAGCCUCAUGGCUGAGCUUGAAACUCUCCGUAAGAGAGUGCUGGAGAUGGAGGGAAAGGAUGAGGAGAUCACAAAGGCAGAAGCACAGUGCAAGGAGCUGAGGAGGAAGCUUCAAGAUGAGGAGAAUCACAGUCGUGAGCUGAAACUUGAAAUCGAAAAGCUACAGAAAAGGAUGGCAGACUUGGAGAAACUUGAGGGAACUUUCAACAUGAGCAAAUCAGAGUGUACACUGCUUCAUGCAAGCCUUGACCGAGAGAAGAACUUGACAAAGAACUUAACCAAGGAGCUAGAAACUCUUAAAAGUCAUGUUAAAGAGCUAAAGUGUGCUGAGUCGAGGCUCGAAAAGGCAGAAAGUAACUUAAAAGAUGAUUUGACGAAACUCAAGUCGUUUACUGUAAUAUUGGUGGACGAGAGGAAGAACAUGGCAGAAAGAAUUAAGCAAGAGGAACAAAAAAGUGAAGACAUGAGCAAGCUGUUUAAGACUGAGCAAGGCAAGGUCAUGGAAAUCACAGAGAAGCUGAUUGAAGAGAGCAAAAAGCUUUUGAAGUUGAAGUCAGAGAUGGAGAUGAAAGUGUCAGCUCUCACAAAGGAGAAAAAUGACCUAAGGACCAGACUUACAUGUGAAGAAGAGAAACAAAAUGAUCUCAAUGCAAAGGUCAACCUCAUGCAAAAGAGGGUGGACUGUUUGGAGGAGGCUGAAAGAAAAUCCAGAAACAGACCUGAAGUGGACAAGGCAAGAUAUGCUGAUGAAGACAAUAAGGUUAAGGAGUUAACAGAGGAGAUUGAUAGGCUGAAGAACCGUCUGAAGCAGCUGGAAGUUGUGGAGGGUGAUUUGAUGAAGACAGAGGAUGAAUAUGAUAUACUUGAAAAGAAGUUCAGAACAGAGCAAGAUAAGGCCAAUGUCCUUUCUCAGCUCCUGGAGGAAAUGAAGUCACAGAUUGCUAGAAACAAGGCCAUUGAAAAGGGGGAGGCUGUGAGCCAAGAAGCUGAACUAAGAUUGAGGUGCAAGAUGGAGGAGGCCAAAUCCAGAGAUUUGCAGGCAGAUGUCCUGGCUCUUAAGGAAAAGAUUCAUGAGCUGAUGAACAAGGAGGAUCAGUUAUCUCAACUUCAGGUCGAUUACACAGUUCUACAGCAGAGGCUCGUCGAAGAGCAGGACAAAAAGAAAAGCAUGAGCCAACAGAUCCUAAAUCUUACCAAAGAGUUAGAGGUGACCAAGCGAUACAGCAGAGCACUACGGCCAAGCAUGAAUGGAAGGAGGAUAGUGGAUGUCCCUCUUACCUCAACAGGUGUCCAGACAGAUGCACAUGCUAAUGAAGUUCUUGAAGAAGAGACUCCGGCGGUAUUCAUAAGGAAAUCAGUUCUGGAAGAAAAUCACGUGAUGAGCAAUUUGAGGCAGAAAGGUCUUAAAAAACCAGCAGUGCUGGACCGUUAUCCACCUGCAUCUGCAGAGCUAGGUAUGAAAAAAUCAUUGAUUCCCUGGAUGAAGAAGAAAGAAGCAAGUGCUGAUGCACAGGAUGGCUUAGACAAGUUGACUUAUAAAGUUAAUGGAGAUGCAUCACCUCAACCACAAGAGUUAACCAUGUCACAAAAACCAGGCCGGCCACUGCAUAUAAGGGUGACUCCGGAUCAUCACAACAGCACUGCCACAUUGGAGAUCACUAGUCCUCGUGCUGAGGACUUCUAUUCAAGCACCACAAUCAUCCCCACUUUAGGGCUGCAGAAGCCACGGAUAACGAUAGUUCCUAAACCCACUACUGUGUCACCAAAGAGCAGCUAUGACGUAAUGGACAGGACCAAGUCUCCAGUGACCAUUACGACCAUUUCUAGGGCCAAGUCUCCAGAGGGAAGCAAAAUAUCCCACCCAGACUCUCCAAGCUCUCCUGUCUCAGUCAUCACAGUUAGCACAAGCCCAGUGAUGCAGGCACCAGUCUCUCCAGAAUCUCAGGAGACCUCAAGCAUGGGCCGAGCUGUGUUUAAGGUGACCCCAGAGAAGCAGGCAUUGCCAACACCGAUCCGCAAAUACAACUCCAACACCAACAUCAUAACAACAGAAGACAACAAAAUCCAUAUUCACCUUGGGAGUCAAUUCAAGAGGUCUCAGGACUCUGGAAGCAGUCCCACACUCACAGUAAGACCUCUGAGUGUAUGCACAGAGAACAAGGAGACACCUACUACGGGGACUGUCCUGCGUUCCCCCCGACAGUCCUCCACUUCCUUAGGGAAAACUACACCUGGAAAGAUGACAAGUAGCAUCACCAUUACCCCCAUUACGUCUGCUCCUUCCAGGCCAACCCAGUCUGUGUCCGGGACGGAUGUGCAGUCAACUCGGUCUUGCUCGUCAACACGAAUCCCUAUGUCAAAAGAAAAUGUUGUGCUCCGCAUGACUUUUGAGCCUCGUUGAGACUGAGGUGUAACACUAAGGCCAAACAUCUCCACAGCUCAGACGGCCGUGUUCAUGUCAGCUUCUCGACUGGCACCCGGAUCAGCACCACCCUGAACUUUACCGCUGGAGCCAAGCGACGAAUCUGGAGCACACAAGUCUGUUGUGUUGUUGACAUGUGUUUUUUUUUUUCCCUUAAUAGAGUGUGAUGGAUGUUUUGCGGAGAAAAAAGUAAGUUGUGGGAUGACAUGAAAAACGAAUGCAUGUGAAUAGGAAAGAGCUGGACUGCUAUGUACAGAAGCAACAUAUAUAAAAGAGUAACACGACUGACAUUUACAAGAGAUCAGCGAUUGUAUGUGGCAUGUAAGCGAUACUGAUUUAAUUUUGUUUUAAUUUAAUUCUGAAGGUUUCAGAAUUGUAUGUAUAUCCAGUUAUGAUGGUAUUGGUGUGGAUAUAUACAGUAUGUGUACACAAACAUUGAUAUGAUAGAUCUAAUGUUUUAAUGGCGUGCUUUUUAAAUUAAAAUAUGGACUGUGGAAUUUUCAGUUUUAGUAAUAUAUGGUAAAUCUGGACAGUCCAGAUAUGCUUUCUAAAACAGAAAUUGCUGACUUGAUGAACAACCAGCUAUAAAUUUCCUUGUACAUAGUGCGAUUAUUAAAUGAGAAUCAGCUAAAGAAGAGUAGGUUAUUAAAAGCCUGAAAUGGUGGACACUUUCAGUAAACUAAGACAAUGUUAUCGGUCUUGUGUUAAAACUUUGCCUUUUAACUUUCAGCAGAAAGCGUGAGUGAGAAAGAAUAUAAAUGUAGUCUAUGAAAACUUCUUUAUGUAAUCAUUUCUAGGUUGUUUGAACAGCAGAGGGGAACCGUCAGGGCCUUCUCGGCCUUCAGAGAAGCCCAAACAUAUCAGCAAUUCAAAUGUUAUAUUUAAUUUAUUUCAUUCUUUCAUUUAUUUCAUAAUUUCAUUAUAAUUAUAUCUCUUGUAAUUCUAAUUUGGUCUUAUUUUCUCUCAAAUUUGCUUCAGAAAUGAACGGACAGAAAUUACUGUCCUGAAAACAUUAAAACCGAGUUCUCCAAUGAGAUUGUUUUGAUUGUUCUCUCUAGGCUGAGAAGAGUUUAGCGCUGCUCACUCAUUGGUUCAGACUUCAUUGCCGGGACAGAAGGCCAUGGCAGUGUACGUAUAUGUCGGAAGUGACAGAUUAAUUAACCAAUCAGAUUUUGAUUUAUAGUGGGAGGAACCAAAAAUUUAAUCGCCCUAGGCCUUCUCGAAGGCCAACACGAGCAUAACCGUGACUCGGUGCCAUCAGUACAGUCACCUUCCAGCCGGUGUAGCAUUCAUCAGGAGUGUUAGUGAAUGCUAAUAAAGCAGUCAAGCCAGUGCUAUUCAGCGCUCCAGGCUAACAACCGAGAAACUACAAUUUCUGUCUCCAGACUCUUCUUCCACGCACAUGUAGCAAUGUCAUAAUUUCAUAUGAAUAGUUUUUUUUUUUUGUGAGCUUCCUCAGAUCCCUCUAUUGUAAAAUAUGUUAAUUUGUCAGGUUCCACUAUCGUUUCUGAUGGAGCAUUAAUUAGUGUAACACACCUGUAGACAUUAUCGUGUUGGAAAGGGGUAAGCUGGCUUCGUGAAUCCUGCAUGGACAAUAUUCAUUCAUACAGUGUAUAUAUAUAUUUUUUCCCAAUAUAUGAUGUUUAAUUUUUGAUCUAAGAAUGUUUUAGCACACAUCUGCUGUUUGUAUCAGAUCAAAUAUGUAAAUUAGCAUCAUAAAAUUCUGGAUGAAACAUCAAGUGUUUAUCUGAGUAGCCAUUUGGCUGGGUGCUAACUGGUGUAUGAUGUUGUCGGGAUGUCAAAAUUGUUUCCCGUGUCUCCGUGUGUUGAUAGCCCUGUCAUUCAUUGUUUUCCAGAA